This is a messenger RNA of Trypanosoma brucei brucei TREU927, 1029 nucleotides long. RefSeq lists its product as hypothetical. Lineage: Eukaryota; Euglenozoa; Kinetoplastea; Trypanosomatida; Trypanosomatidae. The coding region runs from base 1 to 1029 and encodes 342 amino acids. The record is from RefSeq and is a predicted model, not a curated record. Gene Ontology annotation, molecular function: protein binding. The transcript has a single exon.
AUGCUCCGCCGUAGUGAUUUACUGCUGAAAAAGGGUUGGACUCAUAAUCCCGGUCGUACACGCCGUGGUGGGAAAAAUCUCGCGUGGCGCCCAAAAAUGUCGGAACGUACGCUCGAGCAGUUUGUUCCACUUCACCUCGCAUUCCCUCGAAGGCACCCAAACAGUUGGCAAGAGAGGCAGUUCCACCUCCUCGGUUACGUCAAAUGGCCAAAAGAAAUUGGUUUCUACAAUGCUGGUGAUAACUUUGAGCUUACACCACAAGCAGCAUAUCGUAUUUACAAACAAAACUGCGACGAGACCUUUUGGACGAGGUUGCAUAAUGAAAAGACAAUUAUUCAUUUACUUCCACUGGUCGAGCAGGAUCCUGGGACCAACAUGGUGCUCGUUGAUGAUAUUUUUCGUCACCACCUUAAGCGUUUUGGUGCCGAUCAUUAUAUUUACAACGCGGUGAUGCAAGCGGCUGCAUUUGCAAAAGAUUUCCCCCGCUGCGAGCAAUUAUUAGCAGAGAUGCGCGGCCUUGGCCUUGAGCCAAACGCACAAUCUUACGUCAACAUGAUGUUGGGUGCGCGCCUUACAGGAAAACCUCGGGAUCAGGCGGAGGCUUUUUUCCGUGAAGGUAUCAAAACAGGUGCCAUUAGUGCUGUAAUGCGUCUCGACACUGAAUUUCAAAUGUGGAUGGACCAAUUGGAGCGACUCGGUUCCUUCAAAGCGAAGGUCGGAUACCUGUCAGUUAAUGAGGAAGGCGCUUCUCCGAUGCCUCGUGACAUGUGGGCAUUAUGGGGUUGGCAUCGUACCGAGGCGAAAUUUAUUAGUCGUAAGCAGAUGAUUUCUGAGCAGGUACAAAACCGUGUGAGGAGUGGCAAAGAGUUGGUGGGAACAGUUUAUCAAAAAGCUCGUCGGCAGCCAUGGGCAAAAUAUAAUGGGAUGUUUCCGUAUGAUUACAACGGCCCUGCACAAAGACCCGCGGCUUCCUUCGUGGACGCUCCAACUCCAACACAUAACGCAGAGGUUUGUGGAACUGCAUAUUAG